Microplitis demolitor is the source of this 3357-nucleotide messenger RNA. RefSeq lists its product as uncharacterized. The record is from RefSeq and is a predicted model, not a curated record. Bases 368 to 3151 code for a protein of 927 amino acids. The transcript is spliced from 3 exons. NCBI's taxonomy places the organism in Eukaryota, Metazoa, Arthropoda, Insecta, Hymenoptera, Braconidae.
GUUUGCCGUCCACAUUGGCGAUAGAUUUAGGUCAAGUUAAGUUUUCACAUCGAUGACAAUUAUCAGCAAAAGUAAGUGGUCAGUAGUAAGCUAAAACGCAUGCACUGUUACAUCACAUAAGUUAUGCCUCAUGGUGCUCAUGGUACUCACACAUGUUCUAUACCUUUAAAUUAUUGCAGUUAAGUUAACCUAUUUAAUAUAACAAAGUUAAAAAAUCAAGCUAUAAAGUUUAUUGUUUGAAAUAUAUAACAUCGAAAAAAAGUAUUAUUGUCAAUAUUUAUUUAACAAUAAUAAUUUGGAAAGAAAUUUCAGUAAAAAUUUGAGUAGCACGUUUGUGAUAAACGUAGCAAAUUACAAAUAGUUAAAAAUGAAGAGAGUAUUAAGCGACUCACGCACUGCUGUUUAUCGAAGGAGCAAAAGAAAAUUAUUAAAUUUAUUAACUGCUGUUUCACCGAGUGAGUGUCCACCUAUUCCACAAAGCUAUUUCCCGCAUGAAAAUGAUAACCACGAUGAUAAUUGUGAUGAGCAUAAUAAUCAUGACAACCAUGAUGAUAAUAAUGUAGCUGAUAACGAUGAUGAUGACGUUACUGAUAAUGAUGAUGAUGACGUUGCUGAUAGUGAUGAUGAUGACGUUGCUGAUGACAAUGAUAAUGACGAUACUGAUAAUUCUGAUAACGCCGAUAAUGACUUAGAAUGUGAUGAUAAUGAUAUUGAAGUUUGCGGUAAUGAUGAUGUCGAUAUUGAUGGUGAUGAUAAUAAUCAUGACAAUGUUGAUAAUGAUGAUGAUGAUGAUGAUGAUGAUGAUGAUGAUGAUGAUGAUGAUGAUGAUGAUGAUGAUGAUGAUGAUGAUGAUGAUGAUGAUGAUAAUAAUCGUAAUGAUGGUAGUGGUAAUAAUCAAAGUAACGAAGAUAAUGAAAAUGUUCACGUUCCAUUCGUUAGUGUCAACAAUAUACCCGAUCGUAAUGUUCCCUUAAUUGCGAAACGCGACAUGUAUGUCAAAGAUCAUUUACUAUCUGUGAUUGCAAUGUCGGUUAGACAUCAUUUAACUUUUGAGGCAACUCUUGAUCAAUUAAAGUGGCUUAAAUCGAUGUAUUUUUGUAAUUCAAUACCAACAAAUAAAGAACAGUUUUGGAAGUGUCUCGGCCGAAAUGAUGAUUGUUUAACACGUCACUACUAUUGCCGAAAAUGUCGUGGAUAUUUAGGAGAAAAGUGUAAAGAAACUGGCAAAUUAUUAAAGGAAUGUCCUUGUAAAGCCUGUGGACCAGAUGAUAAACUAGAAUCUGAUUUAUGUUACUUCAUAUAUAUUAGCUUAACAACACAAAUCAGAGAACUAUUAUCUAUACCAGGCAUUAGUGAAUCAUUAAAAUAUCGAUUCCACAGAAUAAAAAAACAUCCAGAUGCUUAUGAAGAUAUAUAUGAUGGACAAGAAUAUAGAUCUUUGUGUUCGGCUGGAAAAUUUUUAGAAACAUGGUACAAUUUCUCUUUCACAAUCAAUACUGAUGGUUGUCAAACGGCUAAAUCGUCAAAUUGUAGUGCAUGGCCAGUUUAUGCAGAAAUCAACGAACUACCUCCGCAUAUGCGAAAAAAACAUAUGCUUCUUGCAGCGGUUUACGUCGACAUGCAGCAUCCGUUAAUGACAAAUUUUUUAAGACCGUUUACAGCUGAAAUGCAAGAACUAUAUAUUACUGGUAUUAAAUGGAAGCCUUCUGAUACAUCAGAGGUCACAUCGAAAUUUAUAGUAACCACGUGUAGUCUCGAUGCUCCGGCUCGAGCGUCAGUAACUGGCAUGAUACAAUAUAAUGGAAGAAAUGGAUGCUUAUGGUGUUAUGCUAGUGGUAAAAGCUUAGGACCUGGUAGAUUUGUGUAUCCUUUAAGUCAAUGUUAUAAGAAGGAACGGACUGAUGCAGAGCUUCGUGAUGAUAUGACUCAUGUUUGUAAGACCGGAGAGAUGAAGCAUGGAGUAAAAAAUAUUUCACCUUUAGUGGCUUUACCAUCAUUUGAUAUAUGCAAAGGAGUUGUUGUUGAAGCAAUGCAUGCUGUCUUCCUCGGAGUAAUUCAGCGGCAUACUCGAAUACUUUUAACAAAAUCAAAAAUUAAGAAAAAGAAACAGCCAUAUUACAUUGGAGGUCCUACCAAAAAGAAAUUAAUAGAUAAGUUUUUAUUAGGUAUUAAACCUCCAUCAUGUCGGUCACGAAAACCAAGGCCUAUAUCUACUUAUCCAAAAUGGAAAGCAUCGGAAUGGAGAAAUUGGUUGGAUUAUGCUCCGAUAUGCUUGCAGAAAGUAUUGCCUGUGAAAUACGUCAAUCACUUGGCACUUUUAUCAGAAGCUAUCCACUAUCUAAAUAGUGAUUCUAUAACACCAGCAAAUUUAGACCGUUGUGAAAUACUGUUGAAAAAAUAUGUAAGACUUUAUCAAAAAUAUUUCGGUAUAGUUAAUAUGACUUCCAAUAUACAUUUACUCACACAUUUAGUGAAAGUUGUACGAAAUUGGGGUCCAAUUUGGGUACAUGAAGCAUUCAUUUUUGAGGCGUGGAAUAAAAAAAUUAUGGACUUUGUAACUAGUUCAUUUGCUCAGACUGACCAAAUUGCAAUACGUUUUCUUCUCCAAAAAUUUUUAAUUACAACUUUGUAUGAUGAAACAGUAUCUUCAGACACUAAAAAAUUUAUUGCUAAGCAAAUUAAAAUACCGAUUGAAAAGGGUAGUAGAAUUAAACAUAGGUUGACUGGGUUAGGAAAACAAAUAACACGUUCACCAACUGAUGAUGAACGCACUGCAUUAAGUCGAGUUGGUUAUAAGCCUAUUAGUAUGAAAUGCUAUAAAAAAAUGAAAUUAAAUGGAGUAAAAUAUGUAUGUGAAUCAAAGAAGGACUUAAAGUUUUGUGACUCUACGAUUUGUGAUGACAAUGGAAUGUUUGGUACUAUAGUUACAGUAGUUCAAUUUGACAAUGGUAAUGAAAUAAUCGGUGGUAUUUUUAUUAAGCGCAUACAGCAUAACAGGUAUGCAUUCAACACUCAAUAUAUUGCUGAAGCAAUUCCUUCAAAUGAUUUGGUAUUUAUUCGGGAAUCUCAAUUUAUUAGACCUGCAGUUCGAAUUUUUAUUGAGGAGAACGUAUAUGUUAUAAAACAAACGAAUUGUUGGGAAACAGAUUGAAAUUAUUUCAUAAUAGAAAUGCAGUUUUCUUCAUUUCCUUAACAGUUAGUUAAUUUUAUAAUACAUAUUGUACUCCAUGAGGAUAUUUGAAUCGCAAGAUUUAUGAAAUCUAAUUUUUUUAAGAAUAAGUCAUUCGUUGGAUAUUAUUAAUUUCGUGAUAUAUUCAGUAUUAAAUGCAUAUUUGAGUAUGUUUGAAGCAUUUUUGA